Molecule: messenger RNA, 902 nt
Organism: Aspergillus pseudonomiae
Lineage: Eukaryota; Fungi; Ascomycota; Eurotiomycetes; Eurotiales; Aspergillaceae
Exons: 1
Coding region: 239-721 (160 amino acids)
Source: RefSeq, a predicted model, not a curated record
AAAAAACCCUAAAAAGUGUCAGCUGUUCAAAAUAGACAACGAUAUAGAUCUUUGGGAGUAAACUCCCACCAUACCGGACCUCAAUCCAAGCCAAAGCUCGAAAAAUAGGAGAGAACAACUGGUGGCAAACUGGGACAAUCUUGGAUUGGGAUGAUGGCAAAGUGCCGGGACACUCUCCACAACCCCAGUGCUUUCUGGACCCACGAGAGGGCCGGGGCAACCCACUGAGCCAUGGAACAUGGCCGAAGCUUCUCCCGAAUGCUGUCGUCACUGUCAAUCGCCGUGGGAACCUGCUAUGUCCCAAGGACCGAAGUGGGCAGGAGGUGAUCGGGCCGAGAUCGUAUUGGUAGCAUGGUGUGGGUUCCAGGCACUGAACCCACAUUAUCCGGGUCAAAGGGGCGAGCACGGUUGGUAUUGUCAACAUGGGGGGGUGGCUCCUGAGACCCUCUUCACCAUCGAUCCCAAUAAAAUGCCCAGUAUCAUAUCGGUCUCUCCGAGUGUGAGCAUCAGAUCGCGUCUGAGCACCGCCCCGUUAUUCAAAUCAGUACGGAUACAGACCGGCUAUACACUAUCACCACACCGGAAGUUAUCUAAGGUCUUUCAGACAAGUCUCGCAGGAGGCGAGCUUUGCGUAGCAGCGUCGAGAGCUCCUAGAACAGAGUUUCAGCAUCACGGAGCUUUGACUGGGGUUGACAGGAAGUUAUACACAUAUUAUUCGUAAUUGAGUGGUAGAUAUAGAUGGAGGUAUACCUGAUAAGGAAGUUCCCAGCAGCUAAGAAGGUAAGUUGAUUGUAUGCUACAGUGAGGGGUCUGUACAACCCCUCCCACCAAAGACCCACGUGAUCUUCGGCCGAGAUCUUGUCAGCUGAAUUUAACUGCCACGCAUACAACACUAUUUCCAC